ACGACUAUAAAGUUUGUCAAUCGUGAGCGCGCUAUUCUUACAGAGCAUCACGGUCACAGUACGCCACUACGCUCGAAGCUCUGCUUCUUUUCUUCUUGAGUUCUAUAGGGUUCGCCGGCCAUGGGGAACCGUCAUGGCAUAAUGAGGCCGCGGCGGCUGAAGAUGGCGAGAGCGACGGGGGAGAAGCUGGGGUCGUACGAGGCGGCGUGCAGCGCGGACCCGGAGCUGCGGAGCUUCGACGCGGCGCUGCGUCGGCGCGCGAGCCUCGCCGUCUCCGCCGCGGCGUCCGGGGUGGAGGUCCGGUCCAUGUCCCUGGGCUCCCUCCGGGAGGUCACCGGCUGCCUGGUGGAGAUGAACCAGGAGGUGGUCCGCGUCGUGCUCGCCAGCAAGCACGACGUGUGGGGGUGCCCCGAGCUGUUCGCGCUCGUGGAGGACUACUUCGACGCCAGCCUCCACACCCUCGACUUCCUCGCCGCGCUUGACAAGGCCCUCCGCCGGGCCCGCGACUCGCAGCUCGUCCUGCACCUCGCGCUCCAAGUCCAGGAUCCGGCGGUCCGGCCCGGGCGCGUGCUCGGCGCGCUGCGGCGGUUCAAGGAGGCGGCCGGCGGCGAGCCGUUCACGGACGAGUUCUUCGCCGCGUUCCAGGCUGCGUACCGGCAGCAGCUGGGCAUGCUGGACAGGCUGCGGCGGCAGAAGCGCCGCCUGGACGGCCGCCUCCGGUCGCUCCGCGUCUGGCGCCGCGUGACCGGCGUCGUCUUCGCGACCACCUUCGCGGCGAUCCUCGUCUGCUCCGUGGUGGCCGCGGCCAUCGCGGCUCCGCCCGUGGCGGCCGCGCUGGCGGCCGCGGCGUCGCUGCCCGUGGGCUCCGCCGGGAAGUGGGUGGACGCGAUGAUGAAACGGUACCGGGACGCGCUCCGGGGGCACAAGGACGUGGUGGGCGCAAUGCAGGUCGGCACGUUCGUCGCCAUCGAGGACCUGGACAGCAUACGCGCGCUCGUCGGCCGGCUCGAGGUCCAGAUCGGCUCCAUGGUGGACUGCGCGGAGCUGGCGGAGCGCGACGAGGAGGCUGCGAGGUUGGCCAUUGAGGAGGUGAAGAAGAAGCUAGAGGCGUUCAUGAAAUGUGUGGAUGACCUGGGGCAGCAGGCGGACAAGUGUAGCCGGGACAUCCGGCAGGCCAGGACCGUCGUGCUGCAGAGGAUCAUUCAUCCCCAUUAACUGCUCAAAACCCAGGAGUAGACAUCAGAGAUGUGAUUCGUGAUUCAUUUCACUAACAUUCAAUUUAGCCUCGUUUAGUAUAUUUUGUGGUUUCAAGCGGCAUAUACAUUAAAAUAAUUGAAUUUUUUUAUUCGGCAAACAUUCGCCAUAUAGGA
Triticum aestivum (bread wheat) is the source of this 1370-nucleotide messenger RNA. Its product is annotated as putative UPF0496 protein 5. Lineage: Eukaryota; Viridiplantae; Streptophyta; Magnoliopsida; Poales; Poaceae. The coding region runs from base 121 to 1215 and encodes 364 amino acids. The transcript has a single exon. The record is from RefSeq and is a predicted model, not a curated record.